AUGGCCGCCGCCGCCUCUCGGACAGCUUUUCUGCUCUCUUCUUCAGCUCUGCUGCUGCUCCUGUGCUUCUGCACAGAAGCGAAAGAGAUAACAGUGGGAGGGAAGUCGGACGCCUGGACGAUCCCAUCGUCGGAGUCCGAUUCCCUCAACAAAUGGGCCCAACGCACCCGCUUCCGCAUCGGCGACUCCCUCUUGUGGAAGUACGACGGGACGAAGGACUCGGUGCUGGAGGUGUCGAAGAAAGCUUACCUCGCCUGCAAUGUCAGCGAACCCAUUGCAGGAGUACAAAGACGGGGACACCAAGGUCAGAAGGUGAUUAUAGUUGUGUUGUCUCCCAGAACUGCUUCUCCUGCUCCUUCCCCUGCUUCUGAAGAUGAAGACCAGUCGCAGCAGGUUAUGUCUCCUGCUGUUGCGCCCACGAGCGCAGCUGCUGCUGCGUCCAGCUUCGGUUUUGCUGCUCGCCUGGUUUCGGUUCUGGGUUCCCCUGCUGCUUCUCCAUUGCUUCAUGUUCUGAUUCCUUUCGGAAUGAUGGGUGAUGGGUUUCAUUGUUUACCCCCGGAAUGA
Messenger RNA from Linum tenue, 564 nucleotides. The record is from the annotation of a GenBank genome assembly. NCBI's taxonomy places the organism in Eukaryota, Viridiplantae, Streptophyta, Magnoliopsida, Malpighiales, Linaceae.